ACUUUAAUAAAAAAUCAUAACAAACAUUCGUGUGAUUCGCGUCCUCAAUUAUUUUGCAAUUUUCUCCAAUUUCCCAGGGGAAUUUUAAGAAUUUUCUUGUACAAAGUAGUCAAGAAAGUUCGUGAAUAGUGGGCGAAAGUGAAAUUGUGUGAAAAAUCAUUUUUCUUCUUGGGGAAAAAUGUUCUCAACAAUUUGUAAACAAACCCACCCGGCUACGGGAAUUGAAUUUUCCAUUUCCUGUCAUUUCUUCAGUAAUUCCGAAAGGAAUCUCGUCACAGCGGGUGCCAAUGUGCUCAAGGUGUUCCGUAUUGUACCGGAUGUUGAAGUUAAUCCCAAGGAAAAGUACACAGAUGCUCGUCCACCAAAGAUGCGAUUGGAGUGUGUGGCUGUUUAUACACUCUUUGGGAAUGUCAUGAGCCUGCAGUCAGUCUCCUUGGCUGGAUCACAGCGAGAUGCUCUUCUUGUGAGCUUCAAAGAUGCCAAAUUGUCCGUUGUUCAGUUUGAUCCGGAUAACUUUGAUUUGAAAACCCUUUCGCUGCACUACUUUGAGGAGGAGGAGAUCCGUGGGGGCUGGACGGGGAACUACCACGUCCCAAUUGUGCGAGUUGAUCCGGACAAUCGAUGUGCCGUGAUGUUGGUGUACGGCAGGAAGCUUGUUGUGCUGCCCUUCCGGAAAGACAGCACCCUCGAUGAGAUUGAGCUGCAGGAUGUGAAGCCAAUGAAGAAGCUUCCAAUUCAGCUCAUUGCCCGUACGCCCAUCCUUGCAUCCUACAUCAUUACGCUGAAAGAUUUGGACGAGAAGGUGGAUAAUAUCAUUGAUAUUCAGUUCCUGCAUGGCUACUAUGAGCCCACAUUGCUCAUCCUCUAUGAGCCAGUGAGGACCUUCCCGGGGAGAAUUGCUGUGCGAUCUGACACAUGUACAAUGGUGGCUAUCUCGUUGAAUAUCCAGCAGAGGGUUCAUCCGGUAAUCUGGAGCUUCUCGGGGCUUCCCUUUGAUUGCUGCCAAGUUGUUCCGGUAAACAAACCCAUCGGUGGAUGCCUCGUAGCGUCCGUAAAUGCCAUCAUCUAUCUCAAUCAGAGUGUCCCACCGUAUGGAGUGAGUGUCAACAGUAUUGCCGACCACAGCACGCAAUUCCCACUAAAACCACAGGAUGGUGUCAAAAUAACCUUGGACACCGCUCAAAUGACCUUCAUUGACAACGACAAGCUGGUGAUGUCCCUGAAGAAUGGUGAACUGUACGUCCUGACCCUCUGCGCGGACUCCAUGCGAAGUGUUCGGAGUUUUCACUUCAGCAAGGCUGCUUCGAGUGUCCUCACAAGCUGCAUUUGUGUGUGUGAGGAAGAAUUUCUCUUUCUCGGCUCUCGCCUCGGGAAUUCCCUCCUUUUGCGCCUCAGUGAGAAGGAUCAGAGUACAGUGAUUACAAUUGAGGAUACCGAGAAGGAGGUAGAGCAGGAGGAGGUGAUGACGAAGCAACGACGUCUCGAAGAGGAGGAACUCGAAGUGUACGGAUCGGGCCCUAAAACUUCCGUCCAAUUGACCAAUUUUACCUUCGAAGUGUGCGACAGUGUGCUCAAUAUCGGCCCUAUUGGGCAUAUGUGCGUUGGUCAGAGGGCCAAGGAGGAGGAUCACGAUGAAGACAGUGAGCAGGAUGAUCGUGCAACACAGUUGGACCUGGAAAUUGUCACAUCGAGCGGGCAUGGGAAAAAUGGGGCCCUCUGUGUGCUCCAGAACUCCAUUAAGCCUCAAAUAAUCACGAGUUUCGGGCUUUCGGGAUGCACGGAUGUGUGGACAGUGGCUGAUGAUGCGGGAAAGAGAGUGGAGAAGCCCGAAGAUUCCACGCAUGCUUUUAUGAUUCUUUCCCAGGAAACGGGAACAAUGAUCCUGCAGACGGGUGAUGAGAUCAAUGAGAUUGAAAAGACGGGAUUCUGCAACAAUCUCCCGACGGUUUUUGUGGGGAAUGUCGGUACAAAUCGCUACAUUGUCCAGGUGACAACGAAGAGUAUUCGGUUGCUGCAGGGAACGAGGCUUCUGCAGAAUAUUCCCUUUGACAAGGAAGCUCCCCUCGUGGCGGCAUCCAUUGCUGAUCCGUAUGUGUGUGUCCUGUCGCAGAAGGGUGUUGUUCUCACGCUGGCUCUCAGGGAGGCCAAGGGAGCCCCCAGGUUGGCUGUGAACAAGAACACAGUGAGCCCACAACCAGCUGUGACUGCCCUGUGCGCCUACAGAGACACAUCCGGGAUGUUUACGUCGAAGUUUGAGGAUUUCGUGGAGAAGGGACAAGGAGGGCUUCCCUAUGGCGGGGGGUUUGGCUACAUGAAGCCCGAACCGCACAUGAAGGUGGAAGAUGAGGAGGAUCUCCUAUAUGGGGAUGCAGGGAAUAGCUUCAAAGUCACCAGUAUGGCCGAAAUGGCGGUUGGAAGCAAAGCAACUGGAAAUGAAUGGUGGAGGAAGUACAUGCAGACAUCAAAGCCAACUUAUUGGCUGUUUGUGGCACGAGCCAAUGGGAAUUUGGAAAUCUACUCAAUGCCUGACUUGAAGCUAACUUACUUGAUAAGUAAUGUGGCCAAUGGGAAUAAGGUGCUGACGGAUUCAAUGGAAUUCGUGCCACUCUUCACAAAUCCCGACGAUGCGGCAAAGAGUGAUGUGAUCAUUUCAGGUCCGAAUAGCCCUUCGGUGGCCCAGGAAAUCCUAAUGGUUGGUCUUGGAUGCCAUGGGAAUCGCCCAUUACUCUUCAUUCGCACCGAGAUUGAUGUUCACGUCUACCGGGUAUUCCGGUAUCCACGUGGACACCUCAAAAUUCGCUUCCGGAAGAUGCUGCAUGAAAUGAUGUAUCAGAAGAUUGUGCCCGAAGGUGAGCGCUUUGUGAGCCAAUUGCGGUACUUUGGGAAUAUUUUUGGCUACAACGGGGUGACUAUUUGCGGGAGGAAUCCCUACUUUGUCCUCCUGACGCCCAAAGGGGAAUUCCGGACGCAUCGUCUGUACGGCAAAGGGGUAAUUAAGAGCUUUGCUGCAUUCAACAAUGUCAACUGCCCCAAUGGAUUUCUCUACUUUGACGACAGCAGUGAACUCAAGAUUGCUGUCUUUCCCAAAUACCUAACCUACGACGCAGAUUGGCCCGUCCGGAAGAUCCCCCUGCGUUGCACACCAAUGCAAAUAUGCUACCAUACCGAAAGGAAUAUCUACUGCCUCGUGACGAAUACAUCGGAAGUGAGCCAGAAGUACUUUCGCUUCAACGGCGAGGAUAAGGAGCUAACGGAGGAGAAUAAAGGGGAGAGAUUUAUCUAUCCGGCAGUGGAUAAAUUCACCGUGGUCCUCGUGGCACCAACAUCAUGGGAAAUUGUACCAUCGGCACAGAUUGAUCUGGAUGAGUGGGAACAUGUGACGGCAUUUAAGAAUGUUUCCUUGCUGUACGAAGGAACACGAUCCGGCUUGAAGGAAUACAUUUGCAUCGGAACAAAUUACAACUACAGCGAGGAUAUUACAUCCCGUGGAAGGAUACUCAUUUAUGACAUUAUUGAGGUUGUUCCAGAACCGGGGAAACCCCUAACGCGGUAUCGCUUCAAAGAAGUCUACACAAAGGAGCAAAAGGGACCCGUUUCGGCUAUUACGCACGUCUUGGGCUUCCUUGUUACAGCCGUGGGGCAGAAGAUCUAUCUCUGGCAGUUGAAGGAUGGAGAUCUAGUGGGAGUUGCCUUCAUUGAUACGAACAUCUAUGUCCAUGAGAUGGUGUCAAUUAAGAGCAUCAUCCUUGUUGCUGAUGUGUACAAAUCCAUCAGUGUAUUGCGCUUCCAGGAGGAAUAUCGCACACUCUCCCUCGUGACACGGGAUUUUCAGGCACAAACGGUUUUUAGUGCUGAAUAUGUUGUGGACAAUCACAAUUUGGGUUUUCUCGUGACAGAUGGGGAUGGAAAUAUCAUCAUUUAUAUGUAUCAACCGGAAUCGAGGGAAUCCUUCGGUGGGCAGAGACUCCUCCGGAAGGCAGACUAUCACCUUGGGCAGCGUAUCAAUGCCAUGUUCCGUAUUCAGUGUAAUUUACACGACAGCCAUCGGGAGCAGGUGGGAGGUCGUGCUUAUGCGGGAUAUGACCAAAAGCACAUCACCUUCUUCGGUACACUCGAUGGGGGACUUGGGUUCUGCCUGCCAUUGCCUGAGAAGACGUAUAGGCGUCUUUUUAUGCUGCAGAAUCUCCUCAUGGUGCACUCACCGCAUCUCUGUGGGCUCAAUCCCAAAGUACAUCGUACCAUCAAGACGGCCAAGAGGAUGCAAGCCAAUCCAGCGAGAUGUAUUGUCGAUGGGGAUCUCAUUUGGUCCUUCAUCAAUCUCCCGAUGAAUGAGAAAAUUGAACUUUCAAAGAAAAUUGGAACGCGCGUUGAUGAAAUUUACAGCGAUCUUGCGGAAAUUCAUUCCGUGACAUCUAUCUUUUGAACACACCCACGAAGCGCCCCAUCGAGAGUUUUUCUUUUUUGUGGGGAACAAUUAGCCGGAAAAUGGUGAAUUUUAAUAAAGAUUUUUUUCGUUCUAGAAGAAAA
This is a messenger RNA of Lutzomyia longipalpis, 4527 nucleotides long. RefSeq names its product cleavage and polyadenylation specificity factor subunit 1 (gene CPSF1). Lineage: Eukaryota; Metazoa; Arthropoda; Insecta; Diptera; Psychodidae. The coding region runs from base 179 to 4423 and encodes 1414 amino acids. The transcript is spliced from 5 exons. The record is from RefSeq and is a predicted model, not a curated record. Gene Ontology annotation, cellular component: mRNA cleavage and polyadenylation specificity factor complex; nucleus. Gene Ontology annotation, molecular function: nucleic acid binding; protein binding.